Talaromyces proteolyticus is the source of this 1665-nucleotide messenger RNA. Its product is annotated as major facilitator superfamily domain-containing protein. The transcript is spliced from 3 exons. Gene Ontology annotation, biological process: transmembrane transport. NCBI's taxonomy places the organism in Eukaryota, Fungi, Ascomycota, Eurotiomycetes, Eurotiales, Trichocomaceae. Gene Ontology annotation, molecular function: transmembrane transporter activity. The record is from RefSeq and is a predicted model, not a curated record. Bases 1 to 1665 code for a protein of 554 amino acids.
AUGCCGUUUGGUAUCUUGGAAUGCGAUGGGGAGGGUUUUGUCCCUGGGACUGUUUUCUUGGGCGGUACCAAACUGGAAAGUAGUCAAACGCCAACCCAACUGUUAAAGAAAGGUAAAGGGAAAUAUUCUCAGGUUAUUCUCUCACCACAACCUUCGGACGAUCCAAAUGACCCACUGAAUUGGCCACAGUGGCAAAAAGAGUCCAUACUUCUUAUAGUUGGGAUGUCUGCAGCGGUUGCUGGUGCUUUUGGUCCCAUGCUUUCCCCUGGAUUUGUGCAAAUCGCAGCAGAGCUUGAUGUUCCUGUCAGCAUGCUUGCACAAGCUACAAGCUGGAUGAUUCUGAGCAUUGCACUAUCGCUUUUUCUUCUUAACCCCUUGGCUAAGAUUUACGGGAAAAGACCAAUAUAUGUCUUUGCGAUUAUAGUUCUGUUCAUCAGCUCUAUCAUUGGAGGAGCUGGCUCAAGUUACAACGACCUUUUGACUAGCAGAAUCCUCUGUGGAUUUGGCCUCGCGCCUUAUGAGAUUCUGAUGCAAUGCACGAUUGGCGACUUGUAUUUUGUUCAUGAGAGAGCCACUCGAAUCGCGUUCUGGAAUCUCUGUCUCCUACUAGGUAUCUCUGCGGGAUCGCUCAUUGCAGGGUACAUCAUUGAUAGUGCAGGAUGGCACUGGUGUUUUUGGAUCUGUGCGUUAUUAUAUGGUGUCCUAGGAGCUUUGGUUAUAUUAUUCGUCCCAGAGACCGCAUACAGCAGGCCUGAGACCACAAACCUCCAGCGACAAAACAGUGGUUCUGGUUACCUGAAACCCAAGGAGAACCUCCAUGAAGCAGGCAUCGAACAGAUUGAAUACCAGGAUUGCGAGGAUAAUGUGGCAAGGAUGCCUCUUGGUACUACACCCUCCGACAAUACACCACGGCGUAUGCCUUACCUGAAGUCUAUACGACUUUAUUCCGGCCGCUACACCAAUGCCCCAUUCUUGAAGGUAUUCAUCCGUCCAUUUAUCCUUUUCUGCUAUCCGGCAGUUUUUGCAGCUUUCCUAAUAUACGGAACCAUGAUUACAUGGGUUGUCAUCUUUACCGUAGUCAAUGGGGUAAUAUUUGUUGCACCACCCUACAACUUUACUACAUCACAAACCGGUCUGGUUUCGUUAUCACCGCUAAUAAUGUCACUUAUUGGUGAAAUUAUUUCCGGUCCUUUAAAUGAUUGGGUAUGUUUAUAUCUUGCCCGGAAAAAUAACGGCAUUUACGAGCCGGAAUUUCGACUCGCAAUGAUGGCUAUUGUCGCCAUACUCGGCACCGUCGCAUUCUACGGUUUCGGGGCCACUAUCCACUAUGAAACUCAUUGGUCUGGACCUGUGAUCACAUAUGGAGUUACCUACAUGGGCUUAGCAUUUGCGUCUACCUGCCUGUUUGGAUAUGUCAUUGACAGCCAUCCUACCCUAAAUGAGGAGGCAUUUGUGGCAAUCAAUGCCCGGAAUAUCCUAGCUUUCGGUGUCACGUAUUUUGUAGAGGGUUGGUUGGAGAAUAGUGGAGCUCUAAACGUGUUUAUCGUAUUAGGAAGUAUCUUUCUAGGGGCAUCUGCGCUAGCAAUUCCUCUAUGGAUAUUUGGAAAACGAUGGCGGAGAUGGAUUUGGAAUAACCAGCGACUACAAGAGUUGAUGAGCGAUUAA